AUGCCGCCCAAAGCCGAAGAAAGGACACACCUGAACCUGGUGGUGAUCGGACACGUGGACUCGGGGAAAUCCACCACCACCGGACACCUGAUCUACAAGUGCGGAGGCAUCGACAAGAGAACCAUCGAGAAGUACGAGAAGGAAGCGGCCGAGAUGGGUAAAGGUUCGUUUAAAUACGCCUGGGUGAUGGAUAAGUUGAAGAGCGAGCGCGAGCGCGGCAUCACCAUCGACAUCGCGCUCUGGAAGUUUCUCACCAAAAAGUUUUCUGUGACGGUGAUCGACGCCCCGGGUCACCGAGACUUUAUCAAGAACAUGAUCACCGGAACCUCACAGGCGGACGUGGCGGUGUUGAUCGUGUCGGCGAGUAAAGGCGAGUUUGAGACGGGUUUGAGUAAAAACGGGCAGACGCGGGAACACGCCCUCCUCGCCUUCACGCUCGGGGUCAAACAGCUCAUCAUCGGCGUCAAUAAGAUGGACACGGUCGAGUUUUCCGAAAGUCGAUUCCAAGAAAUCCAGAAGGAGGUGCUCAUCUACAUCAAGAAGAUCGGGUAUAACUCUGGAAACGUGCCCGUGGUGCCCAUCAGCGGGUUCAACGGAGACAACAUGCUGGAGCCCUCUACCAACAUGCCCUGGUACAAAGGUUUUCUUAAAGGGGGGAAGACUCUUCUUGAGGCCAUUGAUUUGAUGGAACCUCCAGUUCGACCUGUACAGAAACCUCUACGGCUCCCCCUGCAGGACGUCUACAAGAUCGCAGGGAUCGGCACGGUCCCGGUGGGGCGGGUGGAGUCUGGCGUGCUGAAGCCGGGGAUGGUGGUGAACUUCGCUCCGAUGUCGGUCACGGCGGAGGUGAAGUCCGUGGAGAUGCACCACCAGGCCCUGACCGAAGCUCUGCCCGGAGACAACGUGGGCUUCAACGUCAAGAACGUCUCCAUCAAGGACAUCAAGAGAGGGAACGUCGCCGGAGACUCCAAGAACUGUCCUCCUGCCGAGGCCGAGAGCUUCACCGCCCAGGUGAUCGUGAUGCAGCACCCCGGGGGGAUCCGGGUCGGUUACUCUCCGGUGCUCGACUGUCACACGGCUCACAUCAGCUGUAAGUUCUCUGAGCUGCAGCAGAAGUUGGAUCGACGCUCGGGCGUCGUCCUGGAGGAAAAACCCACCCUCAUCAAGUCCGGAGACGCCGCCAUCGUCCUGCUCAAGCCCAACAAACCUCUCGUGGUCGAGGCCUUCAGCGAGUUCCCCGCCCUCGGGCGCUUCGCCGUCAGGGACAUGAAGGUCACCGUUGCCGUGGGAGUCGUGAAAAGCGUCACCAAAACUGAAGUCGCCAAAUCUGCCAAGAAGAAGUGACCUGCGCUGUGAUUGGCUCUGCCUCUGAGUCGGCCCCGCC
Messenger RNA from Boleophthalmus pectinirostris (great blue-spotted mudskipper), 1384 nucleotides. Its product is annotated as elongation factor 1-alpha 1-like. Gene Ontology annotation, biological process: translational elongation; translation. Bases 1 to 1344 code for a protein of 447 amino acids. The record is from RefSeq and is a predicted model, not a curated record. Gene Ontology annotation, molecular function: GTP binding; GTPase activity; translation elongation factor activity. Lineage: Eukaryota; Metazoa; Chordata; Actinopteri; Gobiiformes; Gobiidae. The transcript is spliced from 7 exons.